ACAACACGCGUUUUGCCACAUAAGAUCGAGGUGUGUAUUUGUUCAGAUUUUGAAUAGUUAAAGAUCCUAUUUAUGCACUGUCAAAGUUUAAGGUUAAUGUUAUAAUUUGGUUUCAAGUCUAGGGUCAUAUUUAUGUAUUAUGCCAAAAAGUUUUGAAUGAAAAGUAUCUUAAAAAGGAGAUAACAUUGCUAUUUAAAGUCUCUAAACAGCAACGGUAUUGGCCAUAAUUUAUGCAACUAUGGAGAAAGCAUUCACCUCUUUUCUCUUAACAUCUUUGUUGCUUCACUAUGUUAUGGCCAGUUCAGCGAUGACCAAAACCAACAUAACUACUGAUCAAUUGGCUCUUUUUUCUCUGAAAUCCCAAAUCGCUUUAGACCCCUUUCAUUUCUUGGAUGAAAGUUGGUCUUUCGCUAUGUCCAUUUGCCAUUGGGUUGGAGUCACUUGUGGCUCUCGCCACCAACGUGUGAAUUCCUUGAAUCUUUCUAACAUGGCUCUUACAGGCAAGAUUCCCCGUGAUCUUGGAAACCUCACAUUUCUUGUUUCUCUCGACUUGGGAAGCAACAAUUUCCAUGGAAAUUUGCCUCAAGAAUUGGCACACUUGCGUCGGCUUAAGUUUCUUGAUUUAAGUUUUAACAGCUUCAGAGGGGAGGUUCCUUCUUGGUUUGGGUUUUUACACCAACUUCAAGUUCUAAAUCUUGGGAAUAAUAGUUUCGCUGGUUCCAUCCCUUCUUCAUUUUCUAAUAUUUCCAAACUUGAGACUUUGAAUCUGAAAUUCAAUUCCAUAGAGGGACAAAUACCAAAAGUGAUUGGAAGUCUUGUAAACCUUAGAGUAUUAAACUUGGGGGGUAACAAGCUCAUAGGCUUUAUUCCUACGUCACUCUCGAAUACCUCGAGGUUGGAGACUUUGGAGAUAUCUGAUAAUUCACUUCAAGGAAACAUUCCAGAAGGGAUCGGCAAUCUUCACAACAUGAAAGUUCUAUCCAUAGAAGAUAAUCAACUUACGGGUUCUAUACCAUUCAAAAUUUUCAAUAUCUCAAGAAUCGAAAUCAUUGCAUUUACUGGAAAUAGCCUGUCAGGAAUUCUUCCCAAUGGUUUAUGCAAUGGUCUCCCGAUACUCAAAGAGCUUUACCUAUCCACAAACAAGCUUCACGGUCAUAUGCCUACAAGCUUAUCAAAUUGUUCACAACUUCAAAUUUUGUCUUUAUCAAAAAAUGAAUUUGAUGGAACAAUAAAUAGUGAAAUUGGAAGAUUGAGUAACUUGCAGAAAUUGUAUCUCGGACAAAACCAUUUCGCAGGGAUAAUUCCUCAAGAAAUUGGAAAUCUUGUUAAUUUGGCAGAGUUAGCCAUGGAAAAAAACCAGAUUACCGGCUCUGUCGCCAUCUCCAUGUUCAAUAUCUCAUCGCUGCAAAUUUUGUCAGCAUGGCAGAACAAUCUUAGAGGAUUCUUACCACGGGAGACUGGGAACUUCACCAAGAUGCAACAUCUAAAGAUUAGUGGAAAUAAGCUUAUAGGUGAAAUACCCAAAGAGAUAAGCAAUCUCGUUGAGUUGGAGGAAUUACUUCUUGGGGAUAAUGGGUUUAGUGGUUCACUUGAUAUGGAGAUCUUCAAUAUAUCAGGGCUGAGAAUAAUUGAUCUUUCAGUCAAUAAUCUCUUAGGAAGCCUCCCACCAAACAUAGGUUUUAUAUUACCCAACAUUGAAGAGCUUUAUCUGAGUGGCUUAACCAAUCUUGUUGGGACUAUUCCUCAUUCCAUCUCCAAUUGUUCCAAACUUACUAUUCUAGAGCUUUCUAACAACCAACUCACUGGCUUGAUUCCCAAUUCUCUUGGAGAUUUGACUCAUCUACAAAAUCUAAAUUUAGGGGAAAACAAUUUAACCAGCGACUCAUCAUUAAGCUUCUUGACUUCCCUGACCAAUUGCCGAAAUUUAACAAUUCUAUCUCUAUAUUUGAAUCCUCUAAACGGCAUGCUUCAUGGCUCCGUGGGGAACCUUUCCACAUCUCUUAGAAUGUUUGUCGCCCACAGUUGUAAAAUCAAAGGGCAAAUUCCAAAUGAAGUUGGGAACUUAAGAAGCUUACUAGACCUUAUACUUUUUGGAAAUGACUUGGUUGGAUCAAUUCCCACAUCAAUUGGAAACUUGAGAAAGCUUCAGAGCUUCGACUUGACUAACAACAAAUUAACAGGAUUGAUUGGAGAUCAUAUAUGUAAAUUGCAGCAUCUGGGUGAUAUUUACUUGGGUCAAAAUCAACUUUCAGGAUCUCUUCCAAAUUGUUUAGGGAAUAUUACUUCCCUUAGGGAGAUACAUCUGGGUUCCAAUAAAUUGAGUUCCAAUAUACCACCAAGCUUAGGGAACCUUCAAGAUCUAGUGGUUCUUGACUUAUCGUCAAACAACAUGGUAGGUUCUUUACCUCCAGAAAUUGGAAAUCUAAAGGUUGCGACACUGAUAGAUCUAUCAGUGAAUCAAUUCUCAAAUGAAAUUCCUAGAGAAAUUGGAGGCUUGCAAACUUUGGCAUACCUUUCUUUGAGACACAACAAGUUGCAAGGAGCUAUAGCUGACUCAAUGAGCAACAUGAUAGGUUUGGAAUUCCUAGACCUUUCUCAUAACAAUUUAUCUGGAAUCAUUCCUAAGUCUUUCGAGAAACUUCAAAACCUGAAGUAUUUCAAUAUUUCUUUCAACAAAUUGUAUGGUGAAAUACCCUCAGGAGGUCCUUUCAAGAACCUGUUGAGUCAGUUUUUCAUCUACAAUGAAGCAUUGUGUGGUUCUUCAAGAUUUAGUGUCCUGCCAUGCCCCACUUCAUCAAAGCACAGAUCAAAUAGGAAAAAAUUGCUAGUUCUUUUUCUUUUGCUGGGAAUUGCACUAGUAGUUGUUCCUAGCACCAUUAUUUUUUUCUGGAUAGGGUAUAGAAGAGGUAAAAGAGCUCCUCAACAACCUGAUUCAUUGUCUGCAAUAACAAGAGAAAGAAUUUCAUACUAUGAAUUGAUCCAAGCAACUGAAGCGCUUAGCGAGAGUAAUCUGAUUGGUUCUGGAAGUUUCGGCUCUGUUUACAAAGGUGUUCUCACAAGUGGAACUGUCAUUGCAGUUAAAGUGUUCAAUCUGCAACUAGCUGCGGCAUUCAAGAGCUUUGAUACGGAAUGUGAAGUUCUGCGCAGCCUUCGCCAUAGGAAUCUCGUAAAAGUCAUUACUAGCUGUUCCAACCUUGAUUUUAAGGCUUUAGUUCUCGAGUAUAUGCUUAAUGGAAGUCUUGAGAAGUAUUUGUAUUCUCACAACUACUUCCUAGACAUCAGGCAGAGGUUAAGCAUAAUGAUAGAUGUGGCAUGUGCUUUGGAAUAUCUGCACCAUGGGUGCUCGUCGCCUGUGAUCCACUGUGAUCUGAAGCCUAGUAAUGUCUUGCUGGACGAGGAUAUGGUUGCCCACCUAAGCGACUUUGGCAUUUCAAAACUACUUGGUGAAGAUGAGAGUGAUUUAUACACUAAAACCGUAGCAACAUUGGGUUAUAUUGCGCCAGAGUAUGGACAAGAUGGAUUGGUGUCUACUAAAUGUGACGUGUAUAGUUAUGGAAUCAUGUUGCUGGAAACAUUUACCAGGAGAAAGCCUACUGAGUUUGAGGGAGAUCUUAGCUUGAAGCACUGGGUGAGUUAUUCACUUCCCGAUGCAGUAAUAGAUGUUGCAGAUGCCAACUUGGUUCCACCUACAGAUAAUCACUUAUUGAAAAAGUUGGACUGUGUGGUAUCAAUCAUGAAUGUCGCACUGGAUUGCUGUGCUGAAUCUCCAGCAAGACGGACAAAUAUGAAAGAUGUUGUUGGGAUGCUACAAAAGAUCAGAAUCCAACUUAUCGCAUGUUGAACAUGCUCUUGGCAAUUCUUAUUCUAAAUAACUUGUUUUGUUGCAAAUGUUUACUAAAUAAUUGUAUUGAUGAGAAAAAACAUUGCAGUUUACAAUUGUUGUCUCUCUUGUGCAAUUUUAUUUAUGUAUUGUGCUGUCACCAGAAACCCGGCCAUACCAUGCCUGUAUAUUUAAUAUACAGUUAGUUAAAUUAGGUCCAGGGGUCUGCCUCCUGUUAAUCUUCCACCUUCUGUCCGAGUAAUGUCUCACAGUUUGCUUUUGAAAGCUAUCAUGUUGGAACAUAUCCGAGCGCUCUUGGUACAGGUUAUGGUGUGAGCGACAAUACACGCAGUCCCAAUAGUGCUAAGAAAUUUACCAAUUAUGCUGUGAAAGAUGGACCAUUCAGUACUAGUGCUAGGAGGAACAUUAUAAGUAAUAAGAGUCCACGCGAAAUUAUUUUAGUGCCAUAAAAAAAAAAAAAAAACUUUACAAACUCAGUUCAAG
This is a messenger RNA of Capsicum annuum, 4324 nucleotides long. RefSeq names its product probable LRR receptor-like serine/threonine-protein kinase At3g47570. Gene Ontology annotation, molecular function: protein kinase activity; ATP binding; protein binding. The record is from RefSeq and is a predicted model, not a curated record. Lineage: Eukaryota; Viridiplantae; Streptophyta; Magnoliopsida; Solanales; Solanaceae. Gene Ontology annotation, biological process: protein phosphorylation. The transcript has 4 exons. Bases 239 to 3841 code for a protein of 1200 amino acids.